Molecule: messenger RNA, 2313 nt
Organism: Anopheles arabiensis
Lineage: Eukaryota; Metazoa; Arthropoda; Insecta; Diptera; Culicidae
Exons: 3
Coding region: 472-2235 (587 amino acids)
Molecular function (GO): monocarboxylic acid transmembrane transporter activity
Source: RefSeq, a predicted model, not a curated record
CCAUGCCUGAGGUUUGUGCACAUCGUGUCGCCUGCCGAGACAAUACAGCACAGAACCGUACGGGGUUGAGCGAGCAGCACGUUCCCCAAUUUUUCCGUCCCGUCCGUUGGGUGCGUUGGGCCAGAGUUCCUCUUCCAUCAACACCGCAGAGGAGGGAGGAGGAGGAGAAGAAGAGCUCUAAUCCCAGAGUUCUCCAGCUGUGUAUCUAGGCUGAGUAGUGUACCACCGGAGUCAAGUCACCGGAGGAUCUCCAAAGUCUUGAAGUGUGUGUGUGUACUCGCAGUGCAGUCCGCGCAGUUCCGUACCGGUGACGGGACGCAACAGAUGCCCGUAGGCGACCGGAAACACACACACGCAGCAGUUGACGCCGGGUGGCACGCAAUUAUGUAACAUCAGACAUCCGGGAGUAGAGCCUCGGGGACUCGUAACGGUCGGCGAACGACGCCAUCUUCCACAGCAGCUGCCACAACAAUGGAAGCGUUCAUCAACGAGAUGGUGGAGCCGCGCGUCUUCGAUCUGAUCGUGCUGAUACUGCCCAAGUGGCGAUUGCUGCUGUACAUCCUUCUAAUGAAUAUAGUGCUCUUUACCCCGGUGUACGUGUUCGGCGCGCUGGUAAGCAACGACCCACAGCUGAACCUCAUCUGUCCGCCCGUGCUGCUGAUCGGCUGCAAUCUACUGCACCGGGCCCUGUUUCGCUUCAGCAACGAGCGCAACACCCGCCAGCUACUGCUUGGGGUCGCCAUCCUCUGUCUCGGAAUCUCAGCGAGCGGGCUCGUUGCGCUGCUGUGUGCCACCCCGCACUAUCUACUGCUGGCCCUGCUGUACAGCGUCGUCGGAGGCUUCGGCUACCAGCUGGUCUUUUCCCGCAUGUGGAAGGUGCUGGCCAAGAUCUUUAGCGCCCGCAAGGAGAUGUUCGUGAUCAAGUUUCUGCACUCGUGCGGGCAGGCCUCGAGCAUGCUGCUGCUCCUGGUCUGCGUGCAGCUGCCCUGGGAUGGGUACAUCUACGGCGCGCUGCUGCUACUGCUGGCCGGCAUAGUGCUGCACCUGCUGCCCCUGACAAUGCUAAUCGCGGGCGAGAAGGGUCGGCUGCGCAGCGACCUGGACGCGCUCGUCUGUCUCACCGAGAAGGGCAACGAGUCGUACUACGCGCACGUCGCGACCCGUGCCGUGCCGCCCGAGCCCAAGCAGGAGCCGUGCGCACCGGGCGGAACGCAGCCGAACGACCCGGAGCCGGCCCGGAGCGUCACCACCAGCCUGACGUGGAAGAAUCCGGCCAACUUCAGCGCUCCCCUGCGGGAGGAAGCGAAACGGGAACCACCAGCGUUCCUGACGAACCCAACGCUCGACUACAGCGGUGAGUAUGGGGAGUGCGAGGAGUCGCUGCUGUACCGACGGGAAGGCAAGUGCUACAAUCAAGACGGCGUCGAGAUCCUGGAGAUGAUACUGGAGGAGGACGAACCGGUCGGCGAGCUGCCGGACACGGCGACCGGAGCGCACCCACCGCACGAGACUGACAGCGAUGCCGGCACGCACUCCACUGCCGAUGCAGCGGACGGGAAGUGGCGCUGGUUCGGCCAGCUGUGCGAUCUGCUGCGCGCACUCGAUCCUGGCUGCCGGCCCACCCUCAAUCUGCGGCUGGUGGCGUCCACCCGGAGCGCGCUCGGCGAUCUGCGGUGCUGCAGCUGCGCCCUGCUCAAAGCGACCGACACCAGCAUACUGGUGCUGUUCCUCUGCAUCCUGCCCCGGCUGAGCGUGCACCACUACCAGCAGCAGGCCCGGGCCCGCCACAUGACCCUGCUGGCGGUGGUCGUGAUCUCAUCGGCGUGGGCCGGCGCCUCCCUGCUGCUGCUCUGCUGCGAGCUCCGGUUUCGCAAGCUGCACGGCCGGCUGCUCGUGUUCGGCCUGUUCUUCCAGUCGUUCGGGUACUUCUGCGUGUACACCACCAAGUCCAACUUCUGGAUCUUCGUCGGCUGCAUGCUGGUUGGGGUCGGGCACUCGAUCACCUGCGCGUACCAGGAGGCGGUCAUCAAGCGGCAGCUCGGCCAGCACCGGUGGGCCACGGCCAAGGCCGGCAUCGGGCUGCUCGCCGGGGUGACCAUCAUUCUGCUGGCCGCGUUCGCCAACCUCUACUACGUGUACGGGCCGGUCGAUCAGCUGCUGCUGGCGCUGCUGCUCAUCUACAGUGCUGCCGGCGCCCUCUGGAUUGCCUGCAGCUGUCGGAUAUUCUUCAUCUAGCUGAUGUCGGUCCGCUGUCCGACUCGGGCAUGCGCAGAAUUAAAGCAACCGAAAUAUACUACAAUCAACUCCUCCAAA